This is a messenger RNA of Corythoichthys intestinalis (scribbled pipefish), 8439 nucleotides long. It is a transcript of the gene rab44, whose product is annotated as RAB44, member RAS oncogene family. The coding region runs from base 172 to 7977 and encodes 2601 amino acids. The record is from RefSeq and is a predicted model, not a curated record. Gene Ontology annotation, biological process: vesicle-mediated transport. NCBI's taxonomy places the organism in Eukaryota, Metazoa, Chordata, Actinopteri, Syngnathiformes, Syngnathidae. Gene Ontology annotation, molecular function: GTP binding; GTPase activity. The transcript has 9 exons.
AUGAUACGCACACAUCAGGGUAAGUGUGUUUAAAUGUAUUGUAAAUUUGUAGAUUUUAUUUCAUAUCAAACCUUUAGAUUUUCAAAUAAGUUCAAACUUGGAUUAUUAGCCUUCAUGGUAUAUUUAACAUGUUUAUACUGUACUUGAAUUAAAACGUAGGAGGACAUAAUCAUGCCUGGUCCAAGUGGGAAAAGGCGAUUUGGCUCUCAUCGAAGGGUGGGACAGCGUGUUGAAACGCCAGAGGAUAUGUUUGUAGCAGAUCAGUCACCUGUAGCACAAGCGGAAGAGAGUGCUGAAUCUUUGAACAUAUUGCCUCAUGAAGGCCAGGUCACCUUAGAAUCUCACCGCAUGCUUUCAUCGGAGCAGAAAUCAAGCAAGAGAAAGCUUGGGUCAAAUAGACAAAGUAAAAGACGCAGUGCUGAGUCAGCGGUUGAAUCUUACCACAAACCUACAGAAGACAUUGAAGAAAAUGUGAGUACAGACAAAAUUGAAGCACAAAUGAUACCUGCAGGACAAGAAGCAAGCAAGUUAAAUGAUUAUGAUUUAUUGUAUGGGACACAUUUGUAUUCAGCCUACACACCUGGUCAUACAUCAGAGAGUUUGAACCCAAGCUAUCCAAAUGAUGAGGAACAUCAACUCUUAAGUAGUAAUUUGCAUUCAGCUCAAGACGCUGGGGAGCUGGAACAUAAAUGGGAUACUGGUUCCUAUGAACUGGAAAACACAGGUAAACAGUUGCCAGAUAACCAACAACUGCAUGACAAGUUUGAAUUCCCAACAAUAUCUGAUUAUAUGAUUGGUGCAGAAAAACGCCUUGCAAAUAAAGACCCUCCACAGCCAGAUAAAUUAUGGGGCGAUGACUUAAAUGCCAAAUCAAAGGAAACAUGUUUUCCAGCCUAUCCAGAGGAGAAUGCCCCUAACAAAAACACUGACUAUGAAAUUGCUGAAAUUAAAUACAAUGUUGAGCAGCCGAGUCUUUUAUCAGCAAUAGGGAACCUGCCUGCAAAUGAGGAACAUGAGCUGUCUAACUUUUCACAAGUCAGAGGUGCUCAGCUUCCAGACCACUUUCAAAUUACAGAACUCAAGUCAACAGAAUAUAACCAAAUUGAUUACACUGAAGUUGUGGAACACGAGAAAAAUCUUGAUGCAUACCUUGAAAAUAUGACCGAUGAAACCAUGGAAGAUAAUGCAGCUAGGAACACUGGCAGUGAUGAUACUAAUAAAGAAGAGACAAUUACAUUGAAAACAUUUAUACAACUUACAGAAAUGGACAAUUCAGACAGUUUUCCAGUUGAAGAAAUAAGUGAUCAUGACAAAGAAAAUGCUAAUUUAAUUUUAAGUGAUCCUCAACUGCAAAGAAAUUUGGGGAUUUCCAGCGACUCUGGUUUAAAUCCACAGGACAACCUCAGAGAAAACCCUAUGAGGGAAGACCCCACAGAGGUUUCCGAACACAAAUUUAAAAAUGAUCAUGUGUCUAACCCCAUGGAGACGAGCAACACCGAAAAUAAAGACCCCACAGAAAAUAAGGAACUUGACAAUGAUCAAGAAAUGUCUGGGCAGAAUGCAAAAGACGUCUCAAGCACAAUAACGGAGAGUGAGUUGUCUUCAGGUGUUCAACCAGAGAAAGGUUUUGUAUUUAACUCCCACAGUGAUGACAAUGCAAGUGCAGAUGAGUUGGCUGACUCAUUCAGCCCUGUUGCAAAGACAGGAGAGGUUGAUAAUCAUCCUGUAGAAAUUAAAGAGUUAACAUUUAAAAAUGUAAAAGCUGAAUUAGAAGAAAUUGAGAUAAAAGUAAUGGAUAAUUUAGACACUUUUCAAGGAGAAAACACAAGUGAGCUAGUCAGAGGAAAUGAACAUGGUGUGUUCUCUGACUUUAUUACUUCAAUCAUACAUUCAAACACAAUUAUACCACAGCUGAUAAAUGAACAAUCACAUUCCAGGAAAAUACCAGAGGAGCAAGAACUUUCCAGUGCUGAAUGUCAACCAAUUAAAGAUCCAGCAGAGGAAAAUGAAACUUUAUUGCAGGUACCUCUGCAUGAAAAGCUGGAAUAUGCAAUAGAGGUAGGCAUGCCCAGAAACAGUCUUAAUGAAGGUGGAGAAAUUACACUCAGUGUCAUGACAGCCGCAAUUUCCCCGCCAAAAGCAGACGUGUCCACAGAUGAAAAACAUGAAAACUUGAGCUUUUCACAAGACAGAGCAGUUGAACAUCAAUACAAGGAUUUAAUUGAAGAGGCUAAGCCAUUGGAAACAGACCAAAUAAAAGACUCUGACAUCUUGAUAACUGGAUCUAAAGAUGAUGAUGAAAAUAUUGACAUUAUUGAAACUUUGGAGGCAAGUACAUCUCAAUUUAGUAUUAUAAAUCCUCUUGACUCAGAUUUAAAUCCACAGGACAACCUCAAAGCACACCCAAUGAAGGAGGACACCACAGAGGUUUCCGAUCAGAGAUUUAAAAAUGCUCAUUUCUCUAACCUUAUGGAGACGAGGAUCAACACUGAAAAAACAGACCCCACAGAAAAUCAGGAACCUGACAGUGACGUUCAAGGAAUUUCUGAACAGAGUGCAAAAGAAGUCUCAAGUGCAAUAAUCGAAAGUGAGUUGUUUUCAAGUGUUCAACCUGAGAAAGCUUUUGUCUUCGACUCCCAAAGUGAUGACGACAAUGCAAGCGCAGAUGAGUUAACUGACUCAUUCAACCCUGUUGCAAAGACUGGAGAGGUUGACAAUCAACCUGUAGAAAUUAAAGAGGUAACACUUAAAAAUGGAAAAGCUGAAUUAGACAUUUUUGAGAUAAAAGGAAUGGAUAAUUUAAACACUUUUCAAGGAGAAAACACAAGUGAGCUAGUCAGAGGAAAUGAACAUGGUGUGUCCUCAGACUUUAUUACUUCAAACACAACUAUACCACAGCCGAUAAAUGAACAAUCACAUUCAAGGAAAAUACCAGAGGAUCAAGAAUUUUCCAAUGUUGAAUGUCAACCACUUACAGAUUCAGUGGAGGAAAAUGAAACUUUAUCACUUGUACCACAGCAUGAAAAUCUGGAAGAUGCAAUCGAGGUAGGCAUGCCCAGAAGCAGUCUUAAUGAAGGUGGAGAUAUUACACUGAAGGUUGUGACAGCCGCAAUAUCCCCGCCAAAAGCAGACCUGUCCACAGAUGAAAAACAUGAAAACUUGAGCUUUUCACAAGACAGAGCAGUUGAACGUCAAUACAAGGAUUUAAUUGAGGAGGCUAAGCCAUCGGAAACGGACCAAAUAAAAGACCCGGACACAUUGAUAACUGGAUAUAAAGGUGAGGAUGAAAAUAUUGACAUUGAAACUUUGGAGGCACGUAGAUCUCAAUUAAGUAUCAUAAACCGUCUUGACUCAGGUUUAAAUCCACAGGACAACCUCAAAGAGCACCCUAUGAAUGAGGGCACCACAGAGGUUUCCGAUCAGAGAUUUAAAAAUGCUCAUUCAUCUCACCUCAUGGAAACAAAGAUCAACACUGAAAAAACAGACCCCACAAAAAAUCAGGAACUUGACAAUGACGGUCAAGGAAUUUCUGAACAGAGUGGAAAAGAAGUCUCAAGUGCAAUAAUGGAAAGUGAGUUGUCUUCAAAUGUUCAACCAGAGAAAGGUUUUGUCAUUGACACCCAAAUGGGUGAGAACAAUGCAAGCGCAGAUGAGCAAACAGACUCCUUCAGCAAUGUUGCAAAGACAGACUUUGAUAGUCAUCCUGGGGAAAUUAAAGAGAUAACAUUUAAAAUACAAGCAACUGAAUCGGAAAAUUUUGAGAUAAAAGGAAUUGACCAUUUAGACACUUUUCAAGGAGAAAACAUGAAUGAGCUAGUCAGAGGAAAUGAAUAUGGUGUGUUCUCAGAAUUUAUUACUUCAAGCACAACUGUGCUCCAGCCGAUAAAUGAACAAUCACAUUCCGGGAAGAUUCUAGACGAGGAAGAACUUUUCAUUGUUAAAUCUGAAAUUAAAUCAAAAGAGGAAAAUGGAAAUUUGAAUGCAAAUCGUGGUUAUUUGGCGAGUCAAUCUCAUGCAAAUGCGGAGGUGUCUAUUGCUUCACCAGAGAUGUGCACAGAAAGCAGCCAUAUUGAAGAUGUGGAAAUUAGGUACAAUGUAGUGAGAGCUGCAAUUUCCCCACCAAAAGCAGGCGUGUCCACAGAUGAAGGACAUAAGAACUUGUGUAUUUCUCAAGGCACAGCAGUUCAACAACCACAAGACAAUUUAGUUAAGGAUGCCAAAUCAUUCGAUACGGAUCAAAUAGGAGACUCUGAAAUCUUUCCCGAUAAACAUGAAGGUGAAAUUUAUAAAAAUACUGGCGACGUCAAUGAGAUGAUGGAACUGCAUGCAUCUAAAUUAAGUAUCAUGAGCUCUCUUGAUUUGGGUUUAAACCCACAAGAAAAGCCCAAAGAGCUUCCCAUGAAGGAUUCUGCAGCUAAUACCAUGGAUAAAUGGGUCAAGACAGAAAGAACAGACACCACAAAAAGUCAGGUGAGUGAAAAUGAAGUGAAAAAUCAAGUGAUAUCUGAUGUGAAGGAAGAAACGACAGCAAGUGAAUUUUCAUUUAAAAGUCCUGAAACGGAGAAAGGUUUUAUCUUUGACUCCCAAACUGAUGACAACAAUGCAUGCGCAGAUGAACAAACUGACUCCUUCAGCCAUGUAAACAGGAGAAAACUGGGAUCUAGUCGACGCAACAAAAAAAGGCAUAUAAAAGUCUUUUCUGAUGAACUGUACAGUGACUUUAAAGAUAAUGCCACCGCAAAGGCAAAAGAUGAUGACUACCAUGGAGAAAUUACAGAUGUGACAUUAAGAGUAAAAACUGUUGAGGAGGAAAAGUCUGCGUUAAAAGAAAAGGACAUUUUAGACACUUUUCAAGGUGGCUACAUGAGAGAUUCAGAUGGAGCAGUCUCGGGGUUUAUUUCUUUAAAUAGUCACUCAAGCACAAUUGCACCCCAACUGCUACUUGACCAAUUAACUGCAACUAAGCUGUCAGAGGGAGAAGAAACUCCAAUUGUUGAGUCCAAAACAAAAAUGGCAGAGGAAAAUGUACAGGCUGAUUUGCUGAAUCAACCACUUAUAGAUGCAAAGGUUUCUAUUGCAACACUAGAAAUGUGCACAUCUAAAAGCAGCCUUAAAAAACACACAGAGUACAGUGAAGCAAAAGCCACAAUUUCCUCAACAAAAGCAGAAACAUCCAUAGAUGGGAAACAUGAGCAUAUAUGCUUUUCUGAAGUCAAAGAUGCUCCAAAUCCAAAUUUCAUUUCAAUGAAGGAGCACAAAUUAUCAGAAACAGAACAAAAUGAAGACUCAGUCAUUUUGAGUCCUGCUCUGAACAGUAGAAAACUGGGGUCUAGUCAACAGGACAAAGGAACUCACCAAAAGGUCUUUGCUGCUGAGUCCCACAAUGAGUCAGCAGAUGAUGCUGCCGGAAAGAGCAGCGAUGAAAAAGAUCCCUCAGAUGAUAAUAACAUGACCUUUACAAUAAAGGCUGCUGAGAUGCAAAACACUCAAAAGAAUAGCCUUAAUGAAAAUGAAGACAUUGCGUGUGGGCCAAAAAAAGCCAUCAUUCCAAUACUACAAGAGGAAAAAUGUGAGCAGGUCAGAACUCCUAGAGAUGACAGUGUUCAAUAUAUGGAGAACAAUAUCAAUAAAACAGUCAAAGAAAAGAUGGAAGUUACUGAAUUAAAUCACAUUGAUGACCCCACUACUGAAGUCCUGAAAAUGGAAGCUUCAGAGGACUUUGAAUCCAAUAAGGAACUUAAAAUGGAAGGAACACAGUAUACCUUGGAUAAAGCAUCACAGGAAUGCAAAAAUGAGAAAUUAGAAGUGGAAGUUUCGAAAAGUCAAGUCAUGCUAGAGGACGACUCAAUUCCUCCAAACGCAGACAAAGAUGAAGUUGCCAAGAUCAGUUCACAUGGAGAGGUCCCAGAUGUACAAUGUAUCUCCAAUCCACAUAGAAUUGUUUGCGAUAUAUCAAACAUGAAUGUACAAGAGUCAGAUGAAAAAUUUCACGUAACAAAUGUAAAAGCUGUAUCUUUAGAGGAAAAGUCACUGGAAAUUGUUCAAGAAGCUGGGAAAGAUACGAAGGGAAAAAGUGUGGAAGGAAUAAGGGAUAGUUCAGAACGAAUUGGACAGGUAAAUUUGCCUUUAACUCCACCUAAGAAGAGAAAGAUGGGCUCUACUCGAAGGUCUCGUAUCAACAAGAAACAAGAUGCAGAAAUGCACAUAGAAGACUAUACGACAGCCAUGGAAAAUGUAGGUGUGAUGGAGGAUGUGAAUGAAGCAUUACAAAACCAAACGACCAAAUCAUCGCUUGACGAAAAGAAGGAAUUCAAUACAGCUGAAGUCAACCAGGAACUUCACAGGAGUGCCAGUGAAAGCAACAUGAUAGCAUCCACCAAUGAUGUCAUGACCGCCUUUUCAGAACAUGUGUCCUCCCAUGAUGCAAAAGGUGCUAAUCGUUUUACUUCCCAGGUAGCUUAUGUGACGGGAAAUGACAAAGACGCAGUGGAUUCCACAGAGGCACGUAAUACUGAUCAUGUUCCAGUCUCUGAAGUCCAUAAUGUAAGUUCUCUGGACAUUGAGAGGAAGAAAAAACAGCAUAUAAAUAAAGGUGAAUCUUUGAGUGAGGCCACGGAACAUGAAACAAAAGGAAUUGAAGGUCAAGCUGCGACUCAAAUAACUGGUGGAGAGCACAUGAAGCAACAAUCAAAUAUCCAAGGAAUAAACGCUGAGAUUGACGGGGCUUCUGAGAAAAAUGGGAAAAAUCACAGUUUGACAAAUAAAAAAAGGAUUGGCUCCAAGCGCAGAAAUCUUGGAACUAUGUCGAAAGGUGACUUGGAGCUCAAGUUGGAUUUAAGUAAUGAAGUACCGGUCACAGUUCUCGUUCAUGAUGUUAUAACAGAGUCUGCCUGUCAAAGCGAUGAUAAAAAAUUGAAGCCUGAAAGUUUGGGGUCCGAACCAAGUAAAGGUAACACUGGAGAUCCUCCAAGCACAGUCCUGGCUCACGGGACAGGCGGAGAAAAUAUAACUGCAGAACAUCAUCUGGUUCAACGCGACAUCCUGGAAAAAGAUUCCAUCACUGCCAGACCUGAUGUGCUCUCAGAAUUAGAACUAGGGGGUAGAAAGCGGAAAAUGGGAUCUCACCGGAAGUCCCGGGCACAGCAAACUCAUGUUAAACAAAAUGAAGUCAACAUGAUGGAAACAGAAACUGUGCGCGUGUCACCCACACACAAACAAGCUGAUGACAUCAUUCAAGGGCCUGAAGAAUUACAGGGCAAUGAAAGCGAUACCAAACCAUCUAUUAUUUCAGAGUCUAUAAGAAUAAAGCCAACUCAUGAAGUGACAGCAUCCCAAACCCUUCAGGAUAAGGUUCACUUGGGUCCAGAUACUUGGAAUGCUUCCUAUGCAGGUAAAUCGGCCAACUUGAAAGGAAACCCCUUUAACGUGAUCAUGGUUGGAGACAGCUGCGUGGGCAAGACAUCUUUCAUGAAGCGAGCACAAAACGGGAAAUUUUUCCCAGAUUUGCCCGCUUCCGCUGGCCUUGAUACGUGCUUGUGGACUGUGGUUGUGGAUGGCAAAACUGUUGUGCUACAGCUGUGGGAUACAGCAGGUCAAGAAAGGUUUCGCAGUAUCACCAAACAGAUACUCCACAGAGCGCAUGCCUUUCUCCUGAUGUACGACAUCACUUCCUCUCAAAGCUUCACCGCUGUCCAUUACUGGGCAAGCUGCAUUCAGGAAGGAGCCAUGGAAAACGUUCCUAUUUUACUUAUUGGAAAUAAAAAUGACAGUGUGGAGCGUCAAGUUACAAUUGAGGAAGGUCUUAAUGUUGCAAAGGAGUUCAAAAUAGACUGCAUGGAGUGCAGCGCUGUCACUGGCGACAAUGUGAUUCAGUCUUUGGAAGCUGUUGCCAGAUUAUUGAGUCAGAAAGAUGACAGAAGAGAGGAAACCCUGAUAUUGCAUAAAGAACCUCCAAAGAAGAAAUUAGGAUGUUGCUGAACAGAAGACAAAGAAGUGCUUUGAUCAUACCUUCGUAUAUAAUAUUAGUUAUUAGGUAUGUGUGAAUAAAAUCUCAUUUAAAAUCUUAUCUGUAUCUACAAAGCAACACAUUUACUGUUCAGACUAUAAAAGAGCUGUCAGUUUCAAUCUGGAUGAGCUACAUUUUGGUUGCACUUCUGAACAACCUUGGUGCCUUGGCCUUGGUUGACCAUUUAGGCAUUUUCAGUGCAAAUUUUCAUCAAAAGUUAAGAAAAAUAAAGAAACUAAUUCUAAUUCCAUUGUUUACAAACAUGAUUAGGCUGUAAAUGAACUGCACUGCAUCUGUAUUUCAGAUAAUCAUAGUCAAUGACGAACAACAAAUAUCUGUAGUAAAUUGGAUGGCAUUUUAUUUUUCCUCAUUUAAUUGUGUGACGAAACAUAUCUUGAUUAAAAAUUGUGAAAAAUCCAAACAAACAAAAAAAA